AUGGCAGCGUUCACGCCUUCGCCCACUGGAUGGACGUUGUGUCUGGCCAUUUUGGCUAUUCUUUCAUGUCUAGUUGCUCCUGGAGAGAUGGUCAAGCACGAAAACUUCAAGACAUGUUCACAGUCCGGCUUCUGCAAGCGAAAUAGAGAUUAUGCCGAUUAUGUCUCUAACAAAGGCUCGUCAUGGUCCUCUCCUUACCAACUAGAAUCCAGCUCUAUCAGUUUUUCUAAAGGCCAAUUGCUUGGAAACAUCAUCAAGACUAUAGAGAACAACAAGAAGGUUAAGCUCCCUCUCACCGUAUCUUUCCUAGAGUCAGGAGUUGCCAGGAUCACAGUGGAUGAAGAGAAACGGAGGAAGGGAGAUAUAAAAAUACGACAUGGGAGCAAUAUCAGAAAGGAACGUUAUAAUGAAGCUUCGAAAUGGGCAAUUGUUGGAGGAUUAGAGCCGAGCUCUUCGGCUGAAAUUGUCAAGGGGACUGAAGCUGGCGUUACGACGGUCAGUUAUGGGCCCGACAAGAAGUUUCAGGCGGUUAUCAGACACUCUCCUUUCGAAGUGCACUUCCAAAGGGAUGGCGAAACGCACAUCCAACUCAACGACAAGGGACUCUUGAACAUCGAGCAUUGGAGACCUAAGGUUGAGAAGCCCGAGGGAUAUGAUAAGGAGUCGACGCUACAGGAUGAUGCAGAUAACAACAGUUGGUGGGAAGAAUCAUUUGGUGGAAAUAUCGAUUCAAAACCAAGAGGCCCCGAGAGUGUUGGUUUGGAUAUUUGUUUCCCUGGAUACAAGCAUGUGUUUGGAAUUCCAGAGCAUGCCGAUUCCCUUUCUCUAAAAGAGACGAGGGGUGGCUAUGGGCAGCACACUGAACCGUACCGUUUGUACAACAGCGAUGUGUUUGAGUAUGAACUGAAUAGCCCAAUGACACUCUAUGGAUCCAUCCCUUUUAUGCAAGCACAUCGCAAAGGGUCCACUGUGGGUGUGCUGUGGUUGAACGCCGCAGAGACUUGGGUCGACAUUAUCAAAACCAAGGCUUCAACAAAUCCUCUCGCACUCGGCGUGACAGGUAAAAUUAGCACACAAACUCAUUGGUUCUCAGAAACUGGUCUACUCGAUGUUUUUGUGUUCUUAGGCCCAACACCUCAUGCGCUCAGCAAGAAAUAUGGUGAACUUACCGGUUUCACCCAGCUACCCCAACAUUUUGCGAUCGGAUAUCAUCAAUGUCGCUGGAACUACGUAACUGAUGAAGAUGUGAGAGACGUUGAUAGGAAAUUUGACUUGUAUCAAAUCCCUUACGAUGUCAUCUGGCUCGACAUUGAAUAUACUGACCAAAAGAAAUACUUUACUUGGGAUCCUCACACUUUCCCAGAUCCGGAUGGCAUGCAGAAGCAGCUCGAUAAUUCGGAACGCAAACUCGUUGUAAUUAUCGAUCCUCACAUCAAAAACGAAGCAAACUAUCCGAUUGUAGAUCAGUUGAAGUCCCAAGGGCUGGCUGUGAAAAAUAAAGAAGGGAAUAUAUAUGACGGGUGGUGCUGGCCUGGAUCUUCGCAUUGGAUCGAUUGUUUCAACCCGGCUGCGGUAUCGUGGUGGACUUCGCUCUUCAAAUAUGACAAAUUCAAGGGUACUCAUUCUAAUGUGUUCGUAUGGAAUGAUAUGAACGAGCCUUCGGUCUUUAACGGCCCAGAGACAACGAUGCCAAAGGAUAAUAUCCAUUAUGGAGGUUGGGAGCAUCGUGACCUGCACAACCUUAACGGCAUGACGUUUAUCAACGCUACCUACAACGCUCUAUUAGAGCGUAAAAAGGGCGACGUCCGCAGACCAUUCGUCCUGACACGAUCCUUCUUUGCUGGAACGCAGCGUAUGGGAGCCAUGUGGACUGGUGACAAUCUGGCGGAUUGGGCUCAUCUUGCUGCAUCACUCCCAAUGAUCCUCAACAACGGCAUUGCCGGAUUUCCCUUUGCGGGCGCUGAUGUUGGCGGCUUCUUUGGUAACCCGAGCAAAGAGCUGCUUACGAGGUGGUACCAGACUGGAAUAUUUUAUCCCUUCUUCCGUGCUCAUGCGCACAUUGACACGCGCAGGCGUGAGCCGUAUUUAGCCGGAGAGCCAUAUAUGAGUAUCAUCGCUCAAGCUCUACAACUAAGAUACCAGCUACUCCCGGCAUGGUAUACCGCUUUCCAACAGGCUUCUGUUGACGGUUCCCCCAUCGUUCGCCCUCAGUAUUAUGUUCACCCCGAUGAUGAAGCGGGCUUCGCUAUUGAUGAUCAAUUGUACUUAGGGUCCACGGGACUGCUUGCCAAGCCAAUUGUGGCUGAGGGCGCCAACAGCACGGAUAUCUACCUUGCCGAUGACGAAAAUUACUACGAUUAUUUCGACUACACCAUCUAUCGGGGCGCUGGGAAGAAACACACCGUACAAGCUCCGUUAGAAAAAAUUCCUCUCCUGGUGCAAGGUGGCCAUAUCAUCUCACGCAAAGAUCGACCUCGCAGGAGCAGCGGACUGAUGAAAUGGGACCCAUACACCCUCUUUAUUACACUAGACAAGAACGGCCAAGCUGAAGGAACACUGUACAUUGAUGACGGUGAAACAUUUGACUAUCAGGAUGGAGCUCACAUUCACCGCCACUUCUCGUUCUCUGGGUCGACAUUGACGUCCAGAAGUAUCGGGACUGAGGGGCCCAAAAGCGCACAGUACCUGAAGACGAUGGCAGGGGUGCAUGUGGAAAAAAUCAUCAUUGUUGGCGCUCCAGAUGCGUGGGAGGCAAAGUCGAGUGUCCUUGUCCUUGAGGAAGGGGUUCAGACUGGGUCCCGCAAAGCGAGCUUGCAGUGGCAUGCUAAACAAGGCGGGAAGGCUGCCUUUGCUGUGGUCAAGAACCCCGGCGUAUCUAUUGGAAACUUAUGGAAAGUGGAUUUUUCUUAG
Paracoccidioides brasiliensis Pb18 is the source of this 2910-nucleotide messenger RNA. Its product is annotated as glucan 1,3-alpha-glucosidase ROT2. Gene Ontology annotation, cellular component: glucosidase II complex. The transcript has 3 exons. The record is from RefSeq and is a predicted model, not a curated record. Gene Ontology annotation, molecular function: alpha-glucosidase activity; carbohydrate binding. Bases 1 to 2910 code for a protein of 969 amino acids. Gene Ontology annotation, biological process: carbohydrate metabolic process; N-glycan processing.